ACUGCCCUCCUCUUGUAGCAGUAGGGAUCCCAGCAGGGCACAGUUUCUCACUCAGUCAGAAUGAAAAAAUGUGAUCCUUCUCUAAUCUAACGAUCCGGUUCGGACAGGAGUGUUUCCGGUUUUAGAUUGGCCCGUGUGUGAUCGUUUUUACGGAGUCACACCAGCGGGUACGGAGCAGCAUCUCUUCUGCCAUCUCCUCCCCCUCUCUCUUCUCCUUCUGUUUCUCUUCUCCGCAGCAACAUCAACACCUCCUGAGAAGGUGAGGCGGCCUUUCAUCCUCACACCGCCGAUAUGAGGCGAAUAACGGGGAAGGAUCAGGAUGAAACUUUGAUCGAGCUGCAGAGCGCGAUGGACUCACAGACUGGAGACAGUCUUGCGGUGUUGACUGCAUUCGGGAUAAACCUUUACUCAGAUGAAACCACAGGGAAUGGCAUCAGUUUUUCCUCAGAGAGAGGGGAACUGCCUGGACGUACAGAAACAGACGAACUUCAGGCACACAAAGACACCGUUUUCUUCAGCGACGGGGUUCGGAGGAUAGACUUUGUUUUGUCUUACGUCGAUGACAAAGAUGGAGAAAAGAAACAAGAGAGACGCAAGGAGUUUGAGGCUAACCUGGAGAAAAUCGGCCUGCAACUCGAGACUGACGACAAAAGUGAGUCUAAAGAUCAGAAGACGUAUUUCCUGAAAAUCCAUGCUCCGUGGGACGUCCUGGCCCACUAUGCUGAUGUGUUAAAGAUUAAAGUUCCUUUCAAGAAGAGCGACAUCCCACAUAGUCAGGAUGUCCCACUGGAGUGGCUCACUCGUCCUUUCCGUCUCCCACAUCACAUCAUGCACCCCAGACCAGACUACUUCACCUACCCCUUUGACAAAAGCAAGAUCAACUUUUUCAGUGACAAAGAGUCAUUCUUCCCGCCAUCGACAAGAAACAGGAUUGUCUUCUACAUCCUGGCCCGAUGUCCGUACUACAAAGAGGGGCAAAUAGAAAAGGACAAAACUGGAAUUAAGCGUUUACUCAGCAAUGGGACGUACACAGCAGCUUUUCCUCUUCACGAUUGUCGAUACUGGAAAAGGGCACGGGACUCUAAAUGUGAGAGUGAGCGCUAUGACUUGUAUUCAAACUGGGCCAGGUUUCUGUGCUUUUACAAAGAGCAGCCUCUGAAUCUCAUCAGGAAGUACUACGGAGAAAAGAUUGGGAUCUACUUCGCCUGGUUGGGCUUCUACACAGAGAUGCUGUUCUUCGCAGCUGUGAUGGGUGUGAUAUGUUUCACCUACGGAGUGCUUAGUUACGAUGACAACAUAUCGAGCAAAGAAAUAUGCAACGACACCAUCGGGGGCACCAUUCUCAUGUGUCCACUCUGUGAUAAAAAAUGUCCUUUCUGGAAGCUCAACUCGACCUGUCUGUCAUCCUGGCAAUCCCAUCUGUUUGAUAAUGAGGGAACAGUGUUCUUUGCCAUAUUUAUGGGGAUUUGGGUUACUCUGUUCCUGGAGUUCUGGAAGCGGCGUCAGGCCCGACUGGAGUACGAGUGGGACCUGGUGGAUUUUGAGGAGGUGCAGCAGCAGCUGCAGAUCAGACCAGAGUUCGAGAUCAGCUGCACCAACCGGAGAUUCAACAAAGUCACCCAGGAAAUGGAACCUUACCUCCCCAUGACCAGCAAAUGUGCUCGUUUCUGCUUCUCAGCAGCCACUGUUAUAUUCUGGAUUUCUCUGAUCGUGGCCUGUAUUAUCGGGGUCAUUGCAUACAGACUGGCUGUUUAUGCUGCGUUUGCUAGUAUCAUCAAAGACCCCAUGAGGAGGAUCCAGGUGGUGGGUCGGUUCAUCACCCCACAGUUGGCCACGUCUGUCACCGCCUCCUGCAUCAACUUUGUCAUCAUCAUGAUUCUGAAUUUCUUCUACGAGAGGGUGGCCAUUUGGAUCACAGAUAUGGAAAUCCCAAAGACCCACCUGGAGUACGAGAACAGGCUGACCCUGAAGAUGUUCCUCUUCCAGUUUGUCAACUACUACUCCUCGUGCUUUUACGUAGCGUUCUUCAAAGGCAAAUUCGUGGGCUAUCCUGGCGACUACAAAUACAUGUUUGGUAGAUGGAGAAAACUGAGGAACGAGGAGUGUGACCCUGGUGGCUGUCUGAUUGAACUGACCACACAGCUGGUCAUUGUCAUGGUAGGAAAACAGCUGUGGGGAAACAUCCAGGAAGCUCUGCUGCCGGUAAUGCGUAACUGGUGGAGCCGCAGGAAGGGGCGGCACCAUCCUGAGAACCACUACAGCCGCUGCGAGCAGGACCACGUCCUGCAGAACUUUAGCCAGCUGGGCUUGUUCUAUGAGUAUCUGGAGAUGGUGGUUCAGUUUGGCUUCAUCACUCUCUUUGUGGCCUCUUUUCCUCUGGCCCCUCUACUGGCGUUACUGAACAACAUCCUGGAGAUCAGAGUGGACGCCUGGAAGUUCACCACCCAGUUCAGAAGACCAGUGGCCUCCAAGGCUCGAAACAUCGGAGCGUGGCAGGAGAUCCUGAAUGCAGUGGCUAUUUUAUCAGUUGUAACCAAUGCAUUUAUCAUGGCCUUCACCUCAGACAUGAUUCCACGGAUGGUCUAUCUGUACGCCUACAGUACAGAAGGCAGCAUGAUGGGCUACAUCAACAACAGCCUGUCCGUAUACAACAUUUCAGAAAUACAUCCACACAGCAUGCCGGAAGAACCCGGGCAGUGGUUUGAAAACAUGACCUCUACCUGCAGAUACCGUGACUACCGUUAUCCUCCGGGACAUGAGCGGGAGUACAAGCAAACCAUGCAGUUCUGGCACAUUCUGGCAGCUAAAAUGGCCUUCAUUAUUAUCAUGGAACACGUGGUGUUUGUGGUGAAGUUCUUCGUGGCGUGGAUGAUCCCGGACGUCCCGUCAGAUGUGACAGCCCGUAUCAAGCGGGAACGCUACGUAAUCCAGGAGUAUCUACAUGAGUACGAGGUUAAGGAGCUGAGGAUGCAGCUGAGUGCCAGUUUCGUCACAGAGCCUCGGUCAGAGAUGUCCUUGACCUCGGACAGGAAGGAGGAGUUGUCUGUGGAUUUGUAGCAGCUUGGUCCACUCCUUAAACUAACGAAGCCAAAUGUGGACCAGUGUGGGUCGGCGAUAUGCUGUUUGUGAAAGGAACUGUGCGCAGGGGCUUAUGUCUUUGUCUGUAAAAGACCAUAUUUAAAUGCCAUGAAAUGCGUUUAAAAGAGGAUUAAGCCGAACGUUGUCUAUGACCGAGCGACUGUACGAGCCUGUGGAGCUGUGUGUUCAUUGUUAAUAUGUUCUUUUAUGCAUGUGAUUCCUAUUUGUUCCUCCAAGAGAAGGUGAAGGACUUGAACUGCUUCGGUGGGAAUGUGUGCUAGUGCUAAAAUGUAAACGUGACUGGAAAUGUAUAUCUUUAAAUGAUAAAAAAAAAAAUAGGACAUAACAGCUAGCACUCCUCAGUAAUCCUCGUAUUUUUCUUUGUGUUGCGUUUAUCGAUCUAAAUAAGCUACAUAAAUGUAAGUUAUUGACGUUUCCUAUUUUUUUUGCUACAUCAUAGUGUAUAUGUUUAGUUAUUAAAACUGUGCAUUUGAAAAACAAUUACCUCCACUUGACCACACAGAUCUCUGCAGCAGACGCCGUGGGCCAGCUCUCAUGUCAUUCCAGGACCAAUUAUUGGACUUGAACUAAACACAAGCAGGAAACAGAAAGAACGCUGAACACUGGGCGAUAUCUGAAGAUCGCUGUGACAAAUUCAAAAUCCAUUCAACGCCAAACAAUAACUCUGGGCCGAUGACGUGUUAGACUACUACCUGGAUAAUGUUUUAACCUUCUGUAAUGCUCUCUAGCUGGACUAUUGAGUGUUAAGAAAAACAACCUUUUCUGAAUAUUUUUCCUGAUAAUUUGUUGAUUUCUUGUCUUGUUUUUUCUCGUCUCGUUUAUUACCUUGAGGUUUUAGUUUACAAAGUCAGUUUCAUACUGUUUCUCACAACACUGGAACAUUGUGUUGGUUGAUAGAAGUUUCUGGAAGAGCUUUUGUCCCACUAAUAACUUCUUUAUCAAGGGACCAAACAUAACAAAAAAUAUCCUUUCUGAUUUUAACAUGAUGUGUUUCAGUAUAAAAUAGCCUUUGUAUUCCUGUUGACACUCAGUCAAAGCCAUUGUGAUCCCGGUAUAUUUAACAAGUCAAAAACAACAUUUGACAAAAUGCUCCGGUUCAAAUACCUUUAAAUAUGUGUCAAUCUUUUUACAGGCUACGUGUUCCAGAUGGGAGUGAGCGGCCGAUGCGUGACCCUGAAAGAUGCUUCUUGUUUUUCUGAUGUCAGACAAACAAAUGCCUUAAACGUCCUUGUUUACCUGUUUGGUAUUGUUUUCUAACUAACAGCAUUUCCUACAGUACGUGUGCUUUAAGGUUAUUUGACUUUAACGGUUGCUGCUAAUGGUCUUUGCAAAAAAAAGAAGUUACAGUCACUCCCUGAAUUUACUGUAACCUUCUGUUCAACAGGUAAUACAAUAAAUAAAUGAUGAGUGGG
Cynoglossus semilaevis (tongue sole) is the source of this 4511-nucleotide messenger RNA. RefSeq names its product anoctamin-5-like. Gene Ontology annotation, biological process: chloride transmembrane transport. The record is from RefSeq and is a predicted model, not a curated record. Gene Ontology annotation, cellular component: plasma membrane. Bases 292 to 3057 code for a protein of 921 amino acids. Gene Ontology annotation, molecular function: protein dimerization activity; chloride channel activity. Lineage: Eukaryota; Metazoa; Chordata; Actinopteri; Pleuronectiformes; Cynoglossidae. The transcript has 21 exons.